This is a messenger RNA of Rhagoletis zephyria (snowberry fruit fly), 1044 nucleotides long. Its product is annotated as mediator of RNA polymerase II transcription subunit 15. The record is from RefSeq and is a predicted model, not a curated record. Gene Ontology annotation, biological process: chitin-based cuticle development. Gene Ontology annotation, molecular function: structural constituent of chitin-based larval cuticle. NCBI's taxonomy places the organism in Eukaryota, Metazoa, Arthropoda, Insecta, Diptera, Tephritidae. Gene Ontology annotation, cellular component: chitin-based extracellular matrix.
AUGCGUGGAUUUACAGUUUUAUGCACCCUUGUGGCUUUGUCUGCAGCUGCACCCCAGCAAGGGUAUCAGUACGCCGCACAGUCAUCAGAUGGCCGAUUGCAGUUCAGUGGCGUGUCUUCGAGCACGGCUGAAGCUUUAAAGGAUCUGCAAACCGUUAUGGCUGUGCAGACGGCCAAUUUGAGGCCCAACUUUGAGUUGGGGAAAGUAGCCGGUGCUGCCUCCGCGGCUGCAUCUUUGGGCCAGCCUCAGCCAAGAUACUUGCCGGCAGUGAGCACCGUACAGCAACAGUUACAGCAACAACAGCAGGUGCAACAGUUACAGCAACAACAAGUUCAGCAAAAAAUUUCUCUACAACAACAGCAACGUGUACAACAGCCUCAGCAAAUUGCGCUGCAGCAACAGCAGAUUCCUCAACAGUCUUCACAGCAACAACAACUCGUCGAACCAAAGACUGUUAUCACAAAACGCUUCUUUCUACACGCCGCACCCGAAGAUGCCGAGGAAGAGGUGCAGGAACGUCAUAUCACUAUUGGCAAAGCACGUAAAAGCUACAAUGUUGUCUUCAUUAAGUCCUCCAACAAGGCAGCCAAGAAGGCGUCCAUCAAAAUCACGCCCGCUGCUAAUGAAGAGAAGACCGUUAUUUAUGUGCUGAAUAAGAAACAAGACGCUGCCGAUAUCGAUGCGCAAGUGUAUGAGCCGGCCACUACCACCACUAAGCCUGAGGUAUUCUUCAUUAAAUAUAAAACAGCUGAGGAGGCGGCGCAUGCGCAACAAGCUAUUCAGGCACAAUAUGAUGCAUUGGGCGGUUCGGCACAAUUCUCUAAUGAAGGUGUUGCGCCAGUUAGCUCCGUCAUUGGAUCUCUGGAGGUCGCCAAGCAAGCAAAAGCUUCAACUGGUGGUAACGAUGAAGCAGCGCAAGUCUCGCGUGGCGCACAGGCAGAAGAGUUAGUGAAGUCAGCAGGUGUACAGAGUCAAGGAGAAAGGCUUACCGCUCAGGCACAAUUAUCUCAGAGUGCCAAUGCAAACAAUGCCUAUUUACCUCCA